Molecule: messenger RNA, 2213 nt
Organism: Linum trigynum
Lineage: Eukaryota; Viridiplantae; Streptophyta; Magnoliopsida; Malpighiales; Linaceae
Source: the annotation of a GenBank genome assembly
CGGAAUCAAUAAGAAAGAAUUAAGAAAAGUAUCUCUUCCUAAACCCUAUUCUUCUCCCAAUCCCGUCUUCUCCUCUUCCUAGGCCGCCGGCCAUUCUUUCUGUACUUCCCCAAAUUCUCAAUCUCAAUCCCCAAUUCUAUUUCUAAAUCCCUAAAUCUCUAUCAAUUCCCAAUUUCCCAUCCUAACAGAUAGAACCCUAGAAAUAGGUUUCUAUCAUCUGGUAUCAGAGCCUGGUUCCGAGAUUGAGUUCGUCACAACUCUGAACUAGGGACGAUUGCACCAUAACGAGCUUGUUGCAGUUCUUCGAUGCCGAGUGGUACCGGCUACAAGCGUUGCUGGAGCAGACCGUGGAACGCCGUAAUCAAGAGGCAUGGAUGAGGGCGGCGAAGCGGGAGGAGGCGGCUAGGAAGUUGCUGCCGCAAGGCCUAGCUAUCGGUGCCGCUUCCACAUCAGCAACCACUAUCAUUGGGGCGCCAUCAUCCUCACCAUCAUCACGAGCCAUUGCUCGUCCCGUCAAAGCCGCUGUCGAGAUCCUCGAACAACAGCAGCCUGUGGUGAUCACCGCCGAGCUGUCGAGGAAGGAAGCGCCACCAGAGGAGAACGAGCGGGCGCGUGCCCUACUGAACAAGGCUGUUGAAUCGGGUCUGAAAUUGGAGGAGACUUUAAGAGAACCUGAGUCUCUAACCAGUGAUUCAAUAGAGAAGAAUGGCAAGGUUAACUGGAAAUUCCGAGAGAAAAAGCAAGGGCCCAUAGCUGACCUUGACUUCGAGAAGCAUGACGAUUGUAAGAAUUCGCCAGUUACAAAGAGCUCAUUGGAGUCGAUGCAGAUCCCAGUCACGGUGGGGAAAUCAUCAUCAUCGACGGCUGCUCCAGUCACCGUCAUUGUGGCCGAGGAGCUCCCUUCAACCGCAACCACUGCCAGCAGUCUGGGAAAGCAGGCUGAUCGGUCAUUGAUCCUCGCGGUGGAGUCGUCGAGUUUAGCACAAAAGAAAGAGACGUCCCUGCCAAGUGAUGGGUGGAAAUUCAAAAGGAAGAAGGAAAGACCUAGAGAUGGUUUUGAGUGUUUGCCUGGCCGUCAGAGGGAUCACACGCCGCCAGGGAACGAGUUCCAGAGGAAGGAGAAGAGUGGCGGCGGCGGCGGGAUCCUCUGCUCGCCGCCGAAGAAGACAAAGAAGAUGAUGGCGUCAACCGGGGCAACGUCGACCGUCGAGCGGGAGCCGGGAAGAGGGCCGGCAGUGAGCGGGUCUCUGCGUCGUCGGCUUGGCGGUUCGCCGCCGUCGGAGGAGGCAGGUGGGGAUCGCGCACCGUCGGGGGAAGAAGCCGAGUCGCCGGCGAUGGGGUCGGAAGGGUCGCCGUGCCGUCGGCGGAAUGACGCGCCGCCGGGGAAGGAAGUGAUAGAAAGGAGGCAACCGGAAGUUGAGCCGUCGCCGAAGAACGAGAAGAAGAAGUCGACGGCGGCUUCGGGCUGGCCACCGUUCAUCCGGUCGGAUUGCUUGCCGCCGGGAAAAGGAGUUGCGAGGAAGAUGGAAGGCGGCGGCGGUUUUGCUCCUCCAUCAACCCUAGGUCGACCGCCAAAGGAAGGCCCAGUCCGUUGGGGUCGUUCUGCUUAGCAGGAAGAAAAUAAGAAGAAAGAAAGUAGUGGGCUGCUUGAGUUAGGAGUUGGGCUUUCAAGGAAGCUUGAUCCAAACUCACUUGGAGGAGGAUGGAGCCCAAAAGAGUUGGUUUUCACCACCAAGUCCAUGGACGAGUGCAUUGAAGAUUUCAACGAGGUUCAUGACGAGAAAGUGCACAAGGAAGAACAGUUCUCCGAUUCUUAUUUCGUUGAUUUCGAAAAGGAAGAUGGCGGAUUGUUUGGCUGUGAAGAACGUGACAUAUGUCACAUGGGUGGAGGAGAGUCGAGGAAAGUGGAAAUGGUCCGAGAAGAGUUCAUUCAAGGGAUUGAGCGCAAUUGGAAACGCAGAAAACGAAGGAUAGAAAAGGCGAAAGUCAACUGCAACCUUGAGGACAAGGUUGGUUUGAAGGGGGAGGAGAUGAUAGAAACCAACUUCGUUAGGGUUUCUAUAUUUAUGAUUAUAAUUACUAAUAGGGUAAUUCUUAUUAUGGUUAGUAGUAUUCUAGUCGAAUUAGGUUUAUUAGUAGAGUUUUCCUAUAUUCGCUAUAAAUAUGUACUAGGCCUAUUCAUUCGGAAUCAAUAAGAAAGAAUUAAGAAAAGU